AUGGCAGAUAAUGAAGCUCAAGCAUCUAGCAAGACGAAGGCCGUGCUACCCAAUGAGGAAGCUCAACAUGCUGCUGAGGACGAGAAGUCGAUGACUCUGUUACAGGCCAUCAAGCUAUAUCCGAAAGCCGUUGGAUGGUCAGUCGUCCUCUCGAGCGCCCUGAUCAUGGAAAGGCUACGAUCUUGCCCUACUGGGAAAUCAAGGAAGUGGAGUGUCCCAGCGAACUGGCAAUCUGCCUUGUCCAACGGCGCAAGAGCAGGCGAGGUCAUCGGUUUGAUCAUCAACGGAUUCGUGAGCGAGAGGUACGGCUAUCGCAAGACCAUGGUUGGAGCUCUGAUCUCAAUGAUCUGCUUCAUCUUCAUCCUCUUCUUUGCUCCAAACGUACAGACGCUGGUGAUAGGCGAGGUCUUUUGUGGCAUCCCUUGGGGCAUGUUCCAAACACUUACUACUCAGUACGCUUCCGAAGUGGCUCCUGUACGACUGCGUCCAAUAUUGACGACCUUUGUGAACAUGUGUUGGGUCAUGGGACAGUUCAUUGCAGCAGGUGUGAAUCGAGCUUGCGUCCAACGCCCAGAUCAAUGGGCGUAUCGCAUUCCAUUCGCCAUACAAUGGAUCUGGCCGGUGCCCAUCAUGAUUGGGGUCUUUUUGGCCCCGGAAAGCCCUUGGUGGCAUGUACGUCGUGGUGACACGGCUGGUGCUCGGGCUGCUUUGCUUCGACUCACCUCACCGGAUAAGGAUCCCAACUUCAACGCCGAUGAGACAAUUGCGAUGAUCCAACAUACGAAUGAGCUCGAAAAGAGCAUGACCGAGGGAACGAGCUGGAUGGAUCUGUUCAAGGGUACCGACCUUCGGCGAACGGAAAUUGUGUGCUUUGCUUGGAUCGCCCAAACAAUCUGCGGAACGAAUAUAAUGGGUUACUUUGCAUACUUCAUGCAGAGAGCAGGCCUACCGACGGUCCAGAGCUUCAAUAUGUCCAUGAUAUCGCUUGCAUUAGGUCUGGUUGGAACCAUGGGAAGUUGGUUUUUGAUGCAGCACCUUGGCCGGCGCACCAUCCACUUCUCCGGCGCUUGUACCCUCUUCGUCAUCCUCAUCAUCGUCGGGUCCUGCUCAUUUGCUGGUACACAAGCAUCGAAUUGGGCCAUCGGCGGUAUUCUAAUCCUCUUUGUAUUUGUCUAUGACUUCACGAUUGGGCCGGUAACUUAUUCAAUCGUUUCAGAAAUGUCCUCGACGCGGUUGAAGGCGAAGACGAUCGUACUGGCUCGAGCGUUCUACAAUAUCAGCAACAUCGUGGUCAACGUUUUGACGAAUUAUCAAUUAGGAGACGCUAAUUGGGAUUGGAGUUCGAGGACUGCGUUCUUUUGGGCAGCAACUUGUGGUUGCGUCGUUGUUUGGGUGUAUUUCAGGCUGCCGGAGCCGAAAGGACGGACAUAUGGUGAGCUUGACUUGCUCUUUGAGAAGAGGAUCAGCGCGAGAAAAUUUGCAAGCACGCAUGUCGAUCCAUACGGCCAUGUGCAAGGAACAGAUGCGGAGAUGGAGGGAAAGAUGGCGAAGCCGGAGUGGAAAGAGGGACGUUGA
This is a messenger RNA of Parastagonospora nodorum SN15, 1575 nucleotides long. RefSeq lists its product as hypothetical. Gene Ontology annotation, cellular component: membrane. Gene Ontology annotation, molecular function: carbohydrate:proton symporter activity. The transcript is spliced from 4 exons. Bases 1 to 1575 code for a protein of 524 amino acids. The record is from RefSeq and is a predicted model, not a curated record. NCBI's taxonomy places the organism in Eukaryota, Fungi, Ascomycota, Dothideomycetes, Pleosporales, Phaeosphaeriaceae. Gene Ontology annotation, biological process: transmembrane transport; carbohydrate transport.